UGCUGCUUGACACUUGGUGUGACUGACCGUUAACUUUCCGUCACUCUCGCUGUAAAGGAGCGCAGGCAUGUCGAAUAACAGCGUCAACAGCAGCAGUUUAGUCAUUGCCCAGAAGGCAGUGAAGCAGCUUCGCCUGGAGGCCAGUGUCCGCCGCAUAAAGGUUUCUCAGGCUGCUGCAGAUCUGAAAACCUUCUGUUUGCAAAAUGCCCACAAAGACCCUCUCCUCAUGGGAGUUCCGUCUAGCGACAACCCAUUCAGACCUCCCAAGUCCUGUGUCCUCAUCUGAGGGCCUGCAGGAAAACACAAACACACUUCUGAUCAUUCCAAUCUGGAUUUCUGUCAUGUGUCCCAUUGCCUGGAAACACUAAAGAAGCCAGGACUACACACUCAGCACACACACAAACAAAUGUCUGUCACUGGAGCAGCUAAAUAAUGAAGUCACCAAAAAUCUAGUUAAUAUAUAUUUUGAAUAUUUAGAUAAAAUGUGUUUUUGCACUUGCAAAGCUGCUGUACAACUGAGCAUGUGCUGACACUUUGGUUGAUGUGAUGCUCUGUUCUGACAAAUCACUGGGGGGCCAGAGGCUCCAAAUGCCUCUAUGUAAUAGUCUGCAGCUACAGAGUUUAGAACAAUCAAACUAUGUUUUUCAGCGCUUUGGUUUUGUCUUAAAUAACAUAUUUUUAUGAGCAAAUCUAGCUAGUUCAAGAGCACUAACAACAUAGCAUUAAAGGUAUGGUUCAUCCAUUUUGAAAUAAUUGACAUUAUUUCACUUCCCUCCUAGCCCACUCCCCCCCCCCCCACCCACCCCUGGCUGUUAGCGUGUGAAGCAUCCAGCCAGUGUCCAGCACUCAGUAAUGAGAGGAAGAUAGCACCACUACUGUCCUACAGAACAGCAAGGGGGAAAGUGAACUAAUAUUACAAUAUUCAGAAUGGUUGAACAAUCCCUUUAUUCAGUAUACAGAAAACAAGACAACAUAAACACUUAAGAACUUUCCCAUUGCUCCCAACAACAAAUGCAACCUAUUGUUAAGUAUUUGAAUUUAGAUAUUUAUUGCUGUACCCAGAUAAAAGCUUUAGAGAACUGGGAAACUGGGUGUAAUCACAUUCUUAUCCAUGUGGUACUUACAAGUGAGAACUAGUUUUCAUGAAACAAAAUGUCAUCAGUGGGGAAACAGGGAGGCACCACAGUCUGAUCAACUGUUGACAGCUGAUUACUAUUGUUGACCAUCUACACACUGGCAGUAGUUCUCUGAACGGUCAGCUGUGUUGGAAAUCAAUGAACCACUGGUUGUUUGUUGAUCAUGUUACAGGCAGUGUGUGCGUAGACUGAAGUCCAUAUCUCACACUGGUUUGCUACUUAAAAUAUUCACAUGUCUGAAAUGUACUGUGACAAUGAUUCACCAUGAAAAAAUCACUGUUUCUCAUAUUACUGUAGGAUGAAGGGUUUUCCUGUCAUAAACCUAUCAUAAUGAGUGAACUCCACAACUUGAGAGCCAUCUGACAUGAUGUACCCUCCAGAAGAACUGCUACUAUGCUCCAGAAAUAUCAGCAGGUCAGAACUGCUGAACACCUGGAAAAAUGCACUGGAGUAGCUCACCAAGUUACCAAGUUUCAAGAUUUCUUAUCCCUGAUUUUGGUAGUACAGUUAUACCUGAUGUUAUCAUGGCAGUGUACACUGGAGAGUCAGCACAGCAUUAUUUUUUAAACAUAUUAAAUAAAUGUUAAACCAAAUAUAUCUGAAAUUGUGAGGCUACACGUGCUAACUAUGCUAAUUAGCAAGCUAAUCCUGCGAGAUAUUUUAUAUACAUAUUAUUAGCUGUGUGGGAACAGUAUACAUUUAGCAAAGAAGAACUUGCAGACCUCCAAGUUUUUGGUUAGCUGGAUCACGAGAACAUGUGGAGGUUGUAAUUAGGACCCUGCCAUGUGGAAAUGUGCUAUUUCUGAUUAGAAAUUGAAUACAGCAUCAUAAUAAUGAUGGCAUGAAGCGUGCAUGAGUAAAAAGCUGAAGAGGACAGCAAGUAGCAGAACAAAAAUAACCUUACAAUCAGUACAGCUCUUUUAUUACUGAUAUAUUUGAAGGAAGAGGUGAAUGAUAUUUGUGCCUUGAAAAAAAAUAAUUUGUGUGUAUUUGAUGCAAUAUGAAGAAUACAUCAGGUACUGUACAUGACAUUACUAUGAAUACAGUUUGUGUCAUAGCCUAUUAUCAAACCCACAAACAGUAAAGCCCUUACAUCACUGUAUGAACCUACAUAUGUCUGUUAGCUUUGCUUGCAUCUAUGGAAUAUUAUUUUUAAUGGGCUAAGUGUAGUAUUUCAACAUCAAUAAAUCAU
This is a messenger RNA of Myripristis murdjan (pinecone soldierfish), 2328 nucleotides long. RefSeq names its product guanine nucleotide-binding protein G(I)/G(S)/G(O) subunit gamma-5. Bases 68 to 286 code for a protein of 72 amino acids. Gene Ontology annotation, cellular component: heterotrimeric G-protein complex. Gene Ontology annotation, molecular function: G-protein beta-subunit binding. Gene Ontology annotation, biological process: G protein-coupled receptor signaling pathway. NCBI's taxonomy places the organism in Eukaryota, Metazoa, Chordata, Actinopteri, Holocentriformes, Holocentridae. The record is from RefSeq and is a predicted model, not a curated record. The transcript is spliced from 3 exons.